ACAUAAUGCAAGUUUAUUGGUUGUCAAUGAAAACAAAUGGCCGCAUCCUUAGAUUUUGAAAUCCUGCCAUGUAUGCAGCAUGCGAUAAUACAAUGUACCUAUGGAUUUAAUCUAUAAAGUUUAGUAUAGUGGAGUUAGGAUAGACCAAAAUGAGUAGAAAACUAAAAGAUCCACGGACUUUAAGGUUAUUUUUUUCUUCUCCAUUUGGCGGUAUGGAGGAAGAACGAGAAGAGCUUACCAGGAAGUACUUCCCUCAGUUCCAUCAUUUAUGUAAAGCUCGGGGUAUCCAGUUUGUUGCUGUAGAUAUGCGUUGGGGAAUCACUUCUGAAGCUGCUGACAAUGCCCAAGUCAUCAAUAUUUGUCUGAGGGAGAUUGACAGAUCAGAUGUUUUUAUUGGAUUUUUUGGCCAGCGUUAUGGUUGGCAUGGUGAGUCAGAUGAGCUUUUGCAAAGGAACUUUGAUAAUGCAGUUGGCCGCUACUCUUGGUUAGAUUCUGUUAGAAACAAAAGUGUAACUGAACUGGAGUUUCUUCAUGGACACCUCAAUAAACCAGGAGAACUACCAGCUGCCUUUUGCUUCAGAAGCAAGGUAUAUGAUGAUUUCAAAAGAAAAGAAUGUUUAGAAAUGGGAGAUAAUAAAAACAGCAGCAAAUUUACAGCAGAGAGUGAACAUUCUACAGCACUACUGUCAGAUUUGAUAAGAAGAGUGAAAGAUUCAGAAUCACAUUGUCUAGGUGUGCUCCUAGAUUAUGCUAAUCCAGUAGAGGGUGCAAAAUUUAUGUUUGAGAGUGUUUGGGAGCAUUGCAAAGAACUAAUUUCUGAAAGUGAAAAUGUUGCCUUAUCUCCCUUGGAUCACAUUAGAUUAAGCCAUGAUACGUUUAUGGCAUUUUGUACAUCACUUUACAUUGGAGGAAAAACCUAUUUAAAUGAACUUGUGCCCUCAAAAUUAAAAGCACACCCAAAGGUACUUGUCAAGGGCCCAGCAGGGUGUGGUAAAUCAGCACUUUUGGCUAAUCUUGUUAAAGAGCUUAAAGUAACUGACUUCAGUCUGCAAAUCAUUUAUCAUUUUGUUGGAUGUGCACAGGAAACAACAGAUCCAAAAAGUAUCCUAAAUCACAUCCUGCUUGAGCUUCAGUUUAUAAAUGGAAAAAUAGAAGAAGAAAAAAUGCAUGAAUCUGGUUCUGCAAGUAAAAGUAGCACCAAUGCUUAUGAUAUUUAUCUAAGUGUUCAAAAAGAAAUGGGAUAUGCUUCAUCUGAUGGGAAAAAUGUGCUAAUUGUAAUUGAUGGACUAGAUAAAGUUAAAGCAAGCUCAAAAACAGAAAAACAUCUAUUUUGGCUACCUGAAAAGUGUCCAUCAGGAAUUUUCUUAGUAGUUUCUACUAAGUCAUCAGAUAAAAAUACUAUUGAGCUUCUUGUAGAGAAACAGCAAUUCUACGAACUUGAAAUACUACCUCUAGAACGUGAGGUGCAAGAAAAGAUUUCUAAGGAAACAUUGAUGAUAAAUGGAAAAGAACUUUCUACACAGCAGUUACAAAGAGUUGUUGAGGCUGAACAGACAAAGAAUCCAUUGUUUCUUAAAAUUGUUUUAUCUGAAAUCUCCAUUUAUGGAUAUUUUAGACUGCUGGAUAAGAAAAUUGACUCUCUAAUUUUUUCAAAUGGUGUAACCGAUGUUUUAAGCAAAGUUCUACAGAGAAUGGAAGAGGACUACAAUGUUAAGACUCCACCAACUCCAGUGGUCCAACAGGUUCUGAGUGCAUUGGCAGUCUCACAUAAUGGAUUGACAGAAACUGAAAUUUUAGAAAUGUUUAACCUCACUUCUCAUGUGUGGUCACCAUUUUAUUUUACCAUUGAAAAUUUUUUAAUUAUUCACAAUGGCCUGCUUAGGUUUGCUUUCACUGAGCUGCAUCAGGCAGUAACAGAGCGGUACUUAGACACAGAGGAUAAGAGGUCAGCUUCAGCUCAUCAUUUAAUCAAAUAUUUUGAAAGAUUGAGACAAGAAAAUAGAAUCACCUCUGGUAUUAUCAGCAGUCCUUCAGUUAAAAGAAUAGCCACUGAACUGCCAUUUUUACAGCUUGAAGUGAGAGACACUGAUGGUCUGGUUCAAACUUUGUCUGAUAUUAAUAUUUUCCAUGAACUUGCAAGCACACAUGCCUAUGAACUUAUUAGCUUAUGGGAAUCAACUGGAUAUGAUCAAUACAAAAUAUGCGAAACACUGAUUUACUCUGUUGACCAAGCAAUUACUGAAAUAUAUACAUACCAGAUGGAACACCAAGUCACUAACCCAGAGCCCCCUGGUUACAUUCUGUACCCUGUUCUGAAAUCAAUGAAAGAUAUGUUCUCUUUAGCUAGUCACUACAGAGCCCAAGUUAAAAUCUUGCAGCGUACAAUACAGAUUUUGGAAGGAAUUAAAACCAAAAUACCUGAAGAUGUAAGGUUAACACUUUUAAGAGACAGCCAGUAUUAUUUGGCAUGUGCUUAUGUGGACAAUACUGAGUAUGAUAAAGCUCAGUCUUUACAUGAAGCUGUCAUGACUGAAUGUAGAAGGCUUCUCCAAGAGACAGAUGAUAAAAGAAUAAAACAAACUUUAGCAUAUUCCUGUAAUGGGUUGGGUGUUCUUCACUUACGACAAAAACAUUACAAAGAGGCAGAGCCUUUAUUUCUAGAAUCUGUCUCACUUCAUAAAGAACUUGGCAAUUUGCAGUGUGUAGCAGAGGCAACUCAAAACAUUGGAGUUAUUAAGUUAGAAAAUGAUGAGCCUGAAGUGGCUUUACAGUAUUUCAAUGAAGCUAUGCAGACAUUUGAAGAACUCUACUUUGGUUACUUACCUUUGGUUGUAGGAAAUCUUCUAACCAAUAUGGCAAUAUGCUGGAGAAAAAUGAAUAAUGUUGAAGAGGCAGAAAAAAUGUAUUUGAGGUCUCUAAAAGUGAAAGCAAAUGCUGUUGGGUGGAAUCACGAAGUGAUAGCAACUUGUUAUAUGAAUCUUGGAUCGCUUGAGUUCUAUCGUAAAAACUUUAUUGAAGCAGAAGAUUAUACUAGAAAAGCCAUAAAAAUUCUAGAGUUCAAUGAAGUCAAACUAGAACAAAAUGAAAUGUGGCAAGCACAAGAAAAUCUUGUCUUAAAUCUCAUCAGUAUGAAUAAGUGGGAAGAGGCUCUUCCAAUUUUUUUGAAUGUUUUUGCAAUGCUUCAGCGAACAAAUCAAGUGGAUCAAGGGGCUGCAACAGUACACAGGGAAAUGAUAAAAUAUCUGACACAUAUAGAAAUGUUUGAAGAAGCUGCAGAAGUUGCCAUUAGUCACAUAAACUCACCCAAGCUGAGGUUACCCAAUACAUUUAUACUUCUUGACUAUUGUGAUAAAAAAGCAGCAGCUGCAUUAAAAAAUCCUCCUGAGAGACCAAAGGAACAAACUGUUGAAUAUGCUUUGCACAACAUUUGGCCAGGAAAUAAUGAGCUGACAGCAUAUUUUGUGCAGAAUUAUGUGUUGCCUUCAAAUGACUACAAUAGACUUAAAGAGUUGGUGAGGACAAUGGAUAAAAAUAACCCUGAUUUUAAUUGGACAUCCUACAAAGUUGGUGCUGAAUGGUGUGAACUCAAAGACAAUAUGGAAGCUGCUAUUUCAAUUUUACAAGACGGCCUGGAAAUGUACCCAAAUUCAAUUGAGCUGAAGACAAAAAUAUUUGAUUGUUAUCGCUUAAUGAAGCGGCACACAGAGGCAUACCCUUACCUGAAAGAAGUGUUAGCAAAUGAGCCUGAGAAUCAAUCUCUGAUGCUGGUGGCUGGUGAUGUGGCUUUAAAAUCAGAUGACCUAGAUCUGUGUAUGGAGCUGUGGGAAAAAGUUUCUCAUAUGUCAGACGAGAAUCUGGCCAAUAAGGCAAAGAAUGCACUACAGUCUUUAAGAAAACUGCUGAAUGCUGAACAAGAAACUAAUUCUGUGGACCAGCAUGUAGAAUAGGCUACAAAGGUCUGAUGCUGUUCAACACAAGAAAG
Messenger RNA from Physella acuta, 3982 nucleotides. Its product is annotated as TPR repeat-containing protein DDB_G0287407. NCBI's taxonomy places the organism in Eukaryota, Metazoa, Mollusca, Gastropoda, Physidae. The record is from RefSeq and is a predicted model, not a curated record. Gene Ontology annotation, cellular component: Cul4-RING E3 ubiquitin ligase complex. Gene Ontology annotation, molecular function: protein binding.